Messenger RNA from Rotaria socialis, 1764 nucleotides. The record is from the annotation of a GenBank genome assembly. Lineage: Eukaryota; Metazoa; Rotifera; Eurotatoria; Philodinida; Philodinidae.
AUGGCAUCACCAAAAUAUCAAUCAACUGACUUUCAAACACCAAUAAAAAAAAAGUGUUCACCGUCACCAUUAAGUUCGCCAUCGUCGAUUUCAACAACAUCAACAAAUCCAAAACAACGUUCAAUAACCGAUAGUAGUAAUAACAAUGAUGAAACAAUUACAACAAUUAAAAUGGAAGAUGGUAAUGAUGAAGUUAAAGUAUUUUCGGCAUCAACAAUAAAGAAAAACGAACCCGAUGAUGAUAUUGAUGUCGAUGGCAUUGAAGAUCGACUUUCGCCUGUUGUUGAAGAACCCACAAGUCCAAAUAAAAAUGAUACAUUCAAUAGUAGUAUUUCAGGUUUAUAUGCAUCGCCAUUUCUUUAUCCAUAUUUUCAUCCAAUGUUUCAUCCGUAUUUAAUGGCUGCAGCUGCACAAGCGAAUGCUGCUGCAUCAUCGACAGAUAAAUUAGCAAACGAUGGACAAAGUCAUCCAUCGAAUCCAUACGGUUCUGCGCCUUCAUCAUUAUCUCCAUUUCCAGGUUUUAAUCCAGGCAUGUCUUUUCCUUCGUUAUAUCCACCGGGAAUGCCCAAUCAUCAAUUUCGACCAAAUCUUUUUAAUCCCUUUGGUAUUCCGAUUCCAGCACCCGGUGUUCGACCUCCACAACCUCCAUCAUCUUCGUCUUCUUCAUCGUCUUCUAAUCGUCAUCAUCAAAAUUAUGAUGGAUCUCCUCGAAAUCUCAGCGCUUUACUUGAUGCACAACGACCUAAAAAACCUCAUAUAAAAAAACCAUUAAAUGCUUUUAUGCUUUAUAUGAAAGAACAACGUGCACGUGUUAUUGAAGAAUGUACAUUAAAAGAAUCAUCUGCAAUCAAUAAAGUUCUUGGACAGAAAUGGAAAGAAUUACCUCGAUCAGAACAAGAUAGAUAUUAUGAAUUAGCCAAAGAAGAACGUAAUCGUCAUAUGCAAUUGUAUCCAGGAUGGUCAGCUCGUGAUAAUUACGGUUUGAAGAAGAAACGACAAUCAAGCGGUAAUACACCAAUAUUAAAUAAUUCACAUAAAAAAGCACCAAGAGAAAAUAACUCUAUGGUCAAUAGUCCAGGACAUUUAAAUCAUAAUAGUCCACAUCGUUAUGGACAACAUCAACAACAUUUAAUCAAUAGUCCACAUAUGAAUUCAACGAAAAAUCCAAUGCAACUAGAGAAUGAUUGCUUAAAUCAAAAGAAAUGUCGUGCCCGUUUUGGAUUAGAAGGCCAAAGUCAAUGGUGUAAACAUUGUCGACGAAAGAAAAAAUGUACGCGAUUUCUAGAAGACGAUAUGCUGAAUCAUGCGAAUAAUAAUAGUCAUACUAACAAUAAUAUGUUAAAUAAUUAUCAUAAUUCAUCCUACAAUAAUCAUGGUAUAAGUGUUAGCAGUAAUGGAAAUCCGUCAUCGGUUAGUUCUCCACGAACAAAUAGAUCUGAUAAUGAUGACGAUGAUGAUGAUUCAAUGAAUGAACCCGAUGGUGAUGAUAUAUUAACAAGACAAGUAGAUUCCAUUGAAGACGAUGACGAUGAAGAAGAAGACGACGAUGAUGAACAUCAUACUAAUGACGAUGACAGUGAUGAAGAAAAUAAACAUCAUCAUUCUCAUCAUCAUCAACAACAACAGCAGCCUGUUUCACUAGUUUAUAAACCAAUUCCAUCGAAAAUUGAUUCUCAUCAGCAAGCAUUUCAACCACCACCACCGGCACAUUUAUAUCAACCUUCCAUGUUACCAUCUCAUUUUGCGCCUAACUUUCAUUAUUAA